UAAUAAUAUAUUUGCCUACCUGUGUUAUUUGACGCAUUGACAGUUGUACAUUAUGUGUGUAUUGACAUCUAAGUUAGUUGAUACCAUCUACGGUUACGUCACAGAGACCUGUUGACAUUAGUUUGCAGUGCACAGAGUACUCGAAAGAGGGCGUUGCAGUAUUUACAGAUAGAUAGUGAAGGACACUACCGUUCCAGGUUAGACUACGAGCCUGAUCUGGAGUUGACCACACUGUUUUGUAAAACAGUCAGCAGGCAGAUUGACCACUUCUCAUCAUGACGUCGGCAGAUUACAAGUGUUUGGAUGGUGAACUAGAGCUGACUGACAGCAUGAGGGAAGAUUUUGAUAAACAUGGAUACAUAAUGGUCAGAAACUUUUUGGAUUCUGAAGAACGCCUUAAAGUUAAACAGGCUCUGGAAGACUACGACAACAUAACAAGCAAAGGCUAUAAAAUAUCUGACAGGGAAGGAAGAGAGUGCAAGCUAGCACUAUGGAGCCAUCCGGGCAGUGAUGUCACAGGAAUGGUGGCCCGCUGUGACAAAAUGGUGAACACUUGUGAAAAGUUGUUGGGUGGAGAAGUGUACCACUACCACACCAAGCUGAUGAUGAAGAAUGCAGAUACUGGAGGAAGUCACCUAUGGCACCAGGACUAUGGAUACUGGUACAAAAAUGGCUGCCUUUAUCCAGACAUGUUGACUGUUUUCAUUGCCAUUGACAGAUGCAAUAAAGAAAAUGGCUGUUUGGAGAUAUUGAGAGGUUCACACAAAUGUGGAAGAAUUGAGCAUUUAAUGGUGGCUGGCCAAACAGGUGCUGACAUGGACCGAGUCACAGACAUCAAGAAUUCUGGACAUUGUCCACUGGAGGUUGUAGAGAUGGAACCUGGUGAUGCUCUUUUUUUCCACUGCAAUCUGCUUCAUACCAGUGGACCAAACUUCAGUCCACAUAGACGAUGGGCAUUCCUCACCGCCUACAACAAAGCGUCUAAUGACCCGGUCCUUGUUCACCAUCACCCCCAGUAUACACCUCUACACAAGGUUCCUAAUUCAGCGAUUAGGGAAUGUGCUAACUUUACAGAUAUGACAGGAAAGGACUUCCUUGAUCCAAAGAAUGAUAAAACUGUGGUUUCCGUGGACAACAGUGCCUCUGAUAACUCUCCCCCGGAAAAAAAGAAGAGGCCCAGUGAAGGAUCGUAAAGGAUUAAAAAAAAUCCUUUGAAUUUUACAGUGAAAUAAGUAUAGAAAAUUAAAAAAAACUUAUAGUGGAUGAGAACGGGGUUUUAUUUCUGGCAGUGAUAGUUGUAGCCUUUGUGAGAUCAGAGAACUUGUCACAGGGCGGAGCGAAUACAUUCAAGCACCUAAUAGUUCCUCCCUCAUUUCUCUGUAACGUGCCAUACUGACGAAGAGUAACUAUACGACUUUGUAUGUUAAUUAUACUGUACAUAUUGGGGUUUGGAUUAGACAUCUAAGAUUUUACUCAUUUGAUUGUAAUCAGAUUGUUUUUUUCUGUAAAAUAUCAUGAUGGAGCCUUUACCAUCACUAAAAAAAACACCAUACCAUUGAAAUACCAUCGCCAAAAAUACAAUACCAUUAAAAUACAAAAUGUGCCAUUUUUUAAAAUAAUUGAAAUACAUUGCAGUACCAUUUACUGGUGCUGAUUAAUGCUUAGGGAACCACUAAAACACCAUUUAAAAGGCAGCUCCUGCGAAUUUCUCAAAAUUGUAUUGAUUAAUGUAUAUGCUAAUUGUAUUAAUUGUAUAUCUAU
This is a messenger RNA of Mizuhopecten yessoensis (Yesso scallop), 1761 nucleotides long. RefSeq names its product ectoine dioxygenase-like. NCBI's taxonomy places the organism in Eukaryota, Metazoa, Mollusca, Bivalvia, Pectinida, Pectinidae. The transcript has 10 exons. The record is from RefSeq and is a predicted model, not a curated record. Bases 276 to 1193 code for a protein of 305 amino acids.